GCAGAGAGAGAGAGAGCGGGAGAGAGAGACCACGUUUCCAGCCUACUAAGGGUUCUCGCUUAGCUCACAUACACGGGCCUGGCAGGAGAGAGAAGGGUGUGAGGAGAGGAGACCGAGCGCAACUUUGACAAGUCCCAAAAUAAAACUUUUAGAGGGAGUUGAAAGUUGCUGCGAACGGGACGACAGUCAAGGCAGCUGCAGCAGAGGAUGGAGGAGGACGCCCCGCCUAAGAAGUCAGUGGCGGAGCUGGCUGGAAGGUUCAAAGCUCAUGCCCCUCCCAUUCCCACGGGAACUGACGGGAGUAAGCCUGUUAGGAGACGCCCCCCUCGAACCCUACAGCUCCCCAAGACCACGGCACAGGGGCAGGUGGACGAGGAGAAACCCAUCUCCCCGUCUCUGCAUCCUGCCAAAAUCAAAAGGAACUCUGCUCUUAUUGAGAAACUGCAGGCUAACCUGGCGUUAUCCCCCUGUUCCCUCCUGCCCUCUCCUAAGAGCCCUGGGCUGAGACUGUUGCCCCCCUCCUUUACCCCCACCUCCCCCACCCCUCCUGUUACUACCCCCACCUCCCCAGUGAGCAGGGCACCCCUCCCUCGGUCGCUGAGCGAGGAAGAGACACCUGCCACCUUUGAGGUCGCAGCCACACCCACCGAAGGAUCCCUACUGCCCAGUAUCAACAAGGGAAGAGCCCGCCUCUCCAUCCGGCGACGCCCACCUUCGCGACGACACAGGAAGUCCAGCGGAGAGGAAGGAGACGGGGCGACGGGUGAAGAGACGCCCCUAACUACAUCCGACGACCCUGAGGCCAAAGUUGGGGAGGAAGAGAAGGGAGAGGGGGAGGAGGUGUUUGAGAAGGAAGUGGAAGAGAAGGAUGGCGAAAGAGCAGACACAUCUCUGUCUACCAAAGCAAAGAUAGAGACAGGCUCAUCUACCCCUGCUAACUCACAGCAACAGAUUACCACAACAGACAGCUCAACCACAGACAAAGACCCCCUAGAAAAGACAAAGUCAGAAAAAACGCUGGAGCCCCAGAGAGAGGAGAGACAGGAGAGACAGACAGGAGACGAGAGACAGGAGGACAGACAGACAGCAGAGGAGAGACAGACAGGAGAGGAGGUAACAGGGUCUAGAGGAGAAGAGGUGAAAGAUUGUGGUCAGGGGUGUGGAGGAGAAGAGGAGAAGGGGAGGGAGAGUUGUUCAGCAGAGGAGUCAUCUACAGAGAGAGAGAAAGAAGAGGGGGAAGAGCUGGCCUGCAAAGAAAAGGAGGGAGAGAGGAAUACAAACUGCAACGAAGAGAAGGAGAACACCAAGCUCUGAUGGUCCGCAACCGCACMAUGCCCCUGAUGUACAGAGUGGGAGACCCCCAUAGUGUGCACUAACUCCCCUCAUCCCAUAGCACAUACUGUAGUGGAAAAGGAGAGACUGGUAUGGACUGCAGACUAUGCCACCGGAUGGACUCCCUUUAGUCCUCUGCAUCUGGAAGGUCCUACACUCUGGCUGCGUCCCACAUUGCACACUAUGCCCUAUAUAGUUUAGUAAGUUUGACCAGGUUCAAUAGUCCUCUGGUCUAAAGUAGUGCACUAUAUAGGGAGUAGGGUUUCAUUUGGGACAUAGCUAUGCACAUGUUUGGAGUUUGGGAAUCCCUGGUCUAGAUAAAUCAAUUAAUGUCAGAUUUUUGUUUUCACUUCAUCUCUGUUUUGAUAUUUUGUUACAAUUAGGCUGGAGAAAUGUUAGCUAAUUUGAAGUGAGUGCUAAUGAUCAUCUUUAGUCUUAGUUUCCUCACAUAUUAACUGAUCAGAACAUUUUGACAGCAUUUUAUACAAGUGAAUUUUGCUCUUCAGCCUGUCCCACUCUGAUAAUCAAUCAUGUCCUACUCCUGACCAAAAGCCUGUGACUUGUCUGAUAAUCAAUCAAUGUGAUUUUGUUUCACUGAAUGUCUGUCUGUAUAUUUGGUUAAUUGAUCUCUGGCUGGACAAGUGGAAGUGGUAGAUAAUUGAUUAGUUUGCUCAUCUAUCACCGAUCAGAUUUGUUUUUUGCAUGCAAUAAUGUAGCCCAAAUCAAGUGUAUUAUUUAUCUAUUGACUCACGUACUGUAGUAGCCUUAUAUAGAGCCUUAUUUCCUAUUGUCCCAAUCCAACUGAAACUCAAUAUCCUGACUCCUGUCUUGCAUGAACAUUCCUAACUUGGCCCAGCGUUGUUCGGGGUAGGCUGUCAUUGUAAAUAAGAUUUUGUUCUUAACUGA
Molecule: messenger RNA, 2238 nt
Organism: Salvelinus sp. IW2-2015
Lineage: Eukaryota; Metazoa; Chordata; Actinopteri; Salmoniformes; Salmonidae
Product: capZ-interacting protein
Source: RefSeq, a predicted model, not a curated record